AUAUAACCUUAGUUUAUGUACCAUACAUGAGAUUCAAAUAUUUCAACACUGAGCGAAACUUAUAUCACAGAGUGAAAAGAUCAAUGUUGACGGUUGUUUCAUUACUCAUGACUGAUCCUUUAUUUAAAAAGCUUUGCGGACAGCAAGAAAGAAAUUGUCUGUUGAAAAAGCAGGCAACAAGGACCAAAAUAGAUAAGCUGACUCUUCUAAUAGAAGGUGUAAAGCUGCUGAAUUGAAUAUUAAGAAGCUCAAGGUAAUGAAACAGCCAUGUGUGAACUUCUGUCAAGAACAUACUGCUCAGCACAUACCAAUCCGUCAAGUCUUAGCAUGAAUUUCAAAAGGUUUAGUGUAGUUUGUUAUCAAUCCAGUCACAGUAUAUUACGGAGCUUGAUGGCUUGAGGAUAAAACUAAUGCGCAGUCUGACCUUGAGGGCUUGAAGGCUUCUGUACUUCUGCCAGGCAGCAAGAGGUUGAAGAGUUGAUGUAUGAGGCUGAGAUAUGUGGAACGGGGUGAUGACAGCCUUUGGACAGAAUCCUGGACAUGUCAUGAAGCAGUCGGCUCAAGUUCUUCUGGUGAUGCUGCUGGUCUGGAUGUUGCUCUUCUUUGCUAUCUUCACCUACUUUUCAGACUCUCAAGUUAACCAGCCACACAAGUCAGUUACCAUCUCGGUCAGUCAGCAUAGUUCCAGAAACAUCAAAGAAUUCAGCAAAACCAGAGUGCAGAGGGGUUCUUUCCAGAGCAGACAAGUAUUUCCAGUUCCUGUCAAGCUGGAUGAGUGGCUAUAUUUUAGAAAUAAAGGAAUUACGAAAGGCAAGAUAAGGACUAAAACUGACAAUUCUUUGUCGCUAAUCCAAGGUCUGUGGAAUGGACAGGUGUCAUCCAAUAUGUUAAGUCAACGACUACAAGAAGCCAUGAAAGAUGGCGUUCGUCGCAAUAAGCACAAAGUUCUCUACAAAGGUCAACGUAACACAAACAGGGGAAAGAAGGAGUUACUGUGUCAGUUAAAACAGCAAGCACAGAUCAAGAUUUUGGAUGGCUCUGAACAGCCAUUUACUCGCCUAGGCUUUCAAAAGCUGGUUCCAACCCAACCCCUGGAGAAGGUGUACAGGACAUGUGCUGUCGUAAUGUCAGCGGCCUCAAUCCUUAACUCCUCUUUGGGACAAGAAAUUGAUUCCCAUGAUGGAGUGUUGCGUUUUAACUCUGCACCCUGUAAAGGCUAUGAAAGAGAUGUGGGCAACAAAACAACCAUUCGCAUCAUGAACUCUCAGAUUCUUGCAAACCCCGUGUACAAAUUCAACAACAGUUCUAACUACAAGAACAUGACUCUGGUAGCCUGGGAUGCUGCUCCUUAUAAAUUUGACUUGCAAAAGUGGUACCAGAAUCCAAAUUUUGAACUCUUCAAACCAUACAUUAAUCACAGAAAAAGCUUUCCAGAGCAGCCUUUUUACAUCCUGCAUCCUUCCUUUAUUUGGAAUCUCUGGGAUUUUGUACAAAGCAACACAAAGGAGAACAUUCAGCCCAACCCUCCUUCUUCUGGAUUUAUUGGUAUUGCUGUGAUGACGAAUCUGUGUGAACAAGUCGAUGUGUACGAGUACAUCCCCUCUAUGAGACAAACCAAUCGGUGCCAUUAUCAUGAGACCGUCAUCGAUACGGCCUGCACCUUUGGAGCAUACCACCCUCUGCUUUACGAGAAACUGCUCACCAAGCGCAUGAGCACGGCUUCUGAACACGACCUCAGGGAAAAGGGAAAGGUCACACUGACAGGUUUCUCUGAGAUCACCUGUCCAACGUGAUUUUCACGAUCCUAUACAAUUGUUUAAAAUACAGUAUGGAUGGUUCCAAAACUGAGUACUUUAUUCAGAAUAUUAAGGCUUUAUUUGGAGUGUUAUUUAAUAAUGGCUUUAAACAAAUAAAAAAUUCUACCAAAUAUAUUUGGCAGACACGGUCACUCCUCGCGUUUGCCCUGAUGAGAAGUGUAGAAUCUGCUAUUUAAAAUGCAUACGGUCGAGUCGCUCGACUGGCGCAUCCAUGUUGUGCCUCCAUCUUUGAAAUACAUUCGCAGACGAGGGACAUUCCUGAAAUUCAAGUUCCGCCUUUCGCGCUUUCAGACUACACUCACGCUGGCCUAGGGAUGUUCAUAUCAGUAAUUUUCCCGACCGACAACUGCAGCUUAUGAACCGAACAUUAACCGUUAACUUAUAAGAUUUUAAUAUUAAGUUGUCAUUGAGUAAAAAUACCGUGGACGGUUGUCUGUGUGACCUAGUUAAAACAAAACAUUUCACUUGAACGAGCAAACAGCAGCGACAGAUCAACAACAGAACCAGGAUUCAUACAUUAUCAUACAUAUCACGCAACAUUACCGUAUCAAAAAGCACGCGAUCAGUCCAGAUGAUUAAUAUCCAAAGAGGGCAGAUUGUCUCUUUUUCAUCUACCACAGUGGUCAUUUCUAAAGCAGGACGCUUUUCAAAAAGUUUUGCUUUUGCUUCGUCUUUCUCCGUUUGUGCAAAAAGAGAGAUGUUCAUGGUCAGGGUCAGAGGCCAUCAGCGAACGUCUGUCCGGAUGUGCGCGAGACGGAGACGGACCGCGUCAUCUUGCGCGGACAUGCACGCAUCUCCGAUCAGCUUCCAAACACUCACACAAAUGAUUUCUCAUAGAAAUGAAUACUUUAUCAGACCGUCAGGGCAGCAAUCGUUUGUGUCAUUUACAGGACAUUCACAAAUUAAAGAUAGAAAAGUGGCGAAAUGUCUGUCGGCUCAUGAGGACAGGCACCGUGCGUUAACAAAUAUUUUUUUAUGUUAACUGAUAAUGUUAAUCGGCCAUAAAUUCUUACCUUUGGUUAACGGUUAAACGGUCAAUGUGAACAUCCCUACGCUGGCCGCUAGCUGAAGCCUCCCGAGGUUGCAUGUGUAGGCGGUAUACGUCAUCAAGACAGUCUUAUUUCAGAAUAUUAACAAUUAUAAAGCUGACAAUUAUUCUUGGUUAAUUGUAAAUGUAUGUAAUAUGCUUAUGACUUGUGAAUGUAAUGCUCAGUUAAUUUAAAUAAACCAGGUUUGAUGACGUAUGCAGCCCACAUAUGCAACCUGUGCAGACUGAAUCCUUCGGAUUCAACAACAGCUGCAAACCGUGAUGAUCCCGCGAUCUAAUGCUUUGAUUUGAGGCAGAUUUGAAAGCCUGUUGAAGACCUAUUUUCGAGGACAUUAAAACACGUCGCCAAGGAAGCGAAAAGGGGAUUUAAAACGACAACGCGACAGGAAAAACAACAAGACCAAAGUCAAUAUUGGAGUAAUGUUAGUUUUCCAAGAUGGGGCUCAAGGGACAUAGAAGUUGCCUACUUUCUAUCUUCUCCACAGCUAAUUCAGCAUAUUCGUUUACAUCCAUGUUGUAAACUUGAAGUUUUAUAGUUCCUUGGCUAACUAUAGCAUGCUUAUGCAUAACACUUGUUAGUGUAAACACGCAUGUGUUUUAAUGUGUUCGAUGAAAAAGGAGUGUCUAAGCUACGUUUAUGGUUGCUUUUUGUAUGUGAUUUUAAGUGGACACAUCAUAAAAAUCUGACUUUUUCCAUGUUUAACAUAAAUCUGUGUGCUUUGAUGGAUCACAGGCAAAAUACAUUGCAAAUUGUUAAUUUUUUUCAUUGCUUUUGCUUUGUAGCUACUGGAAGCCAUGUUAACCUUGGCAUGACACGGCCACCGUACGAGUUAAAACGCGUUUCGAAUGGGGUGCGCUAGAAAGUAAUAUUCAUUUGGUUGUCAUAUAGAAUUUCACCGCUAGAUGGGAGUAGAUCUUACACAGUGGAGCUUUAAAGCAUGUGGAAUUACUGUCACAGGAAAAACUUUUACAUAUCCUAUUAUAUGAUGCUCAGAGAUAAGUUUUAAGUAAUAAAAUUAUCAACUACAGGAAGACCUUAAAAUGUGGCGGAUGCCCUUUUUAAUCUCAAAACAUGCUAUAUAAGUAGCUAUAUAAAUACUUGAAUCGCAUCUGUAGUGCUAUACUAACUGAAUUGAGCACGUGUUUUAGUUUUUUUGUGAUGCACCUGCGAAUUCAUAAUAAACUUGAGAUUAUUAAGUUUUCCCUGAACUAUAUGUAGUUUAUUUAUAUAACAAGCAAAAAACAACACAUAGAUUACCUAGGAAACCAAAACAUUUGUUAUUUUCGACGAGACAUUUGUUCAAGAGAUCAGUUUAGCAACUAGUCAGACCAUAAAAAAAAAAAACCGGAAGUAAAGUUCGGAUCCAGACGUGUAUCGCGUCAGCGCACAUGCGUCCGAUGAAACUGUCUAUUUGUGAGUUCACCUAUAUCUGGGCUUUGUGAAUAACCACAAUUAUUAGCAAAUUAUCCAAAAAUAAAACAGCAUGUUAGCAGGAGUAAAGAAGUUUGUUGGAGUCAUGUAAACAUCUUUGUCAUGUGAUUAAGUCCUUACUCUGAUUAUUGGAAAGAAUCACAUUAUUGAUAAACAUGUGAUUUUAAUUAUGACUAGGACUGAUUUGUUUUUUUGUGUGUUGAGCGCACUGAUUCAGAAAUUCUGUUACUGUUUUUGCUCCACAUUAUAAAAAUGUUUGUAGCUGGUGAGUGAAAUGUAUUAUUAAUUCAGUGAAUAAUAAUAAUAACAAAAGUAGUUAAUAAAUCCAUAAUUUAAACAUUUAGUAAAUAUGCUUAAUAAACCAA
Molecule: messenger RNA, 4662 nt
Organism: Paramisgurnus dabryanus
Lineage: Eukaryota; Metazoa; Chordata; Actinopteri; Cypriniformes; Cobitidae
Product: beta-galactoside alpha-2,6-sialyltransferase 2-like
Biological process (GO): sialylation
Cellular component (GO): Golgi apparatus
Molecular function (GO): beta-galactoside alpha-2,6-sialyltransferase activity
Source: RefSeq, a predicted model, not a curated record